Messenger RNA from Lolium perenne, 1893 nucleotides. RefSeq names its product probable cation transporter HKT1;4. Gene Ontology annotation, biological process: monoatomic cation transport; transmembrane transport. Lineage: Eukaryota; Viridiplantae; Streptophyta; Magnoliopsida; Poales; Poaceae. Gene Ontology annotation, molecular function: monoatomic cation transmembrane transporter activity. Gene Ontology annotation, cellular component: plasma membrane. The record is from RefSeq and is a predicted model, not a curated record.
CCGUCACUCAACACCCACGAAGUCUGUGUUCAUGCAUGCGCAUCUCCCAACACGUCCACGCAUACACUGCACACGGCAAGUGCAAAAACCCCAUGGCCGGAGCUCACAAUAAGCUCGGCGAGCUGUUGCACCACACGAGCCGGCGCACGGCGGCGGUGCUCGACAAGGCAAUAUCCAUCCUUUGCUCGCUCACCAAGUCCUACGCGCACCACCACGUCAGGGAGCGCGUGGCGCGUUGGCGCCGUGCGCUCGGCGGCGGCCCGUUCUGGCCGCGGCUUGGCUCGCUGCUCGUCCACGUCGCCUACUUCCUCGCCGUCUCCUGGCUCGGGUACCUCCUCCUCGCGCAGCUCAGGUUCCGCGGCGGAAGGCCCCGCGGCAUCGACCUGUUCUUCACCGCCGUCUCCGCCGCGACGGUGUCGAGCAUGUCCACCGUCGAGAUGGAGGUGUUCUCCAACGGCCAGCUCCUCGUCUUGACUGCCCUCAUGCUCGUCGGGGGCGAGGUGUUCUUAUCGCUCCUUGGCCUCGCGUCCAAGUGGUCCAAGCUGAGGAGGAGACAAGCUGCAAACAAAUCCCGGCGCGUCGAGAGCCAUGACGACAAGGGAACCGAGUUCGAGACGCGGGUACCUGUCGCCGCCGCGGCCGCCGCCGAGGACAUCGACAACCCGACGUCGACCAUCACCGACGGGACGAGCAUCGGCAUCCCGAUGGACGCGAAGAGGCUGCGGCGCGACGCGGUGCGCUCGCUCUUCUUCGUCGUCCUCGCCAUCCUCCUGGCGGUGCACGUCCUCGGCGCCGUCGCCGUUGCAGCUUACAUAUACAGGUCGCCGGGUGCAAGGCGGACGCUGCGUGGUAAGGCCCUGAACGUGUGGACCUUCGCGGUGUUCACGACGGUGUCCACCUUCUCGAGCUGCGGGUACAUGCCGAACAACGAGAACAUGGUCGUGUUCAAGCGGGACACCGGGCUGCAGCUGCUGCUCAUGCCGCAGGCGCUCGUGGGGAACACCCUGUUCCCGGCGCUGCUUUCCGCCUGCGUGCGCGCCGCGGCCGCGGCGACACGGCGGCCGGAGCUGGUGGAGAUGACCAAGAAAGGAAGGGAGCUGACGGGGUACUAUCACUUCCUACCGGCGCGGCGGUGCGUGAUGCUGGCGGCGACGGUUGUUGGGCUCGUGGGGGUGCAGGUGGCGCUGUUGUGCGGCAUGGAGUGGGGCGGCGCGCUGCAGGGGAUGGGCCCGUGGGAGAAGGUGUCCAACGCCCUGUUCCUCGCGGUGAACUCACGGCACACCGGCGAGUCCACCAUUGACAUCUCCACGCUCGCGACAGCCAUCCUCGUGCUCUUCGUACUGAUGAUGUAUCUUCCUCCAUACACGACAUGGUUCCCAUUUGAAGAGAGCUCCAGCACGAAGGGUCGUCUCGAGGAGCGCCAGGGGAUCAGAUUGCUCAAGAGCACGGUUCUGUCACAGCUCUCCUACCUCACCAUCGCUGUCAUCACAAUCUGCAUUACCGAGAGGGCAAAGCUCAAGGAAGAUCCCCUCAACUUUAACUUGCUCAGCAUCGUCGUCGAAGUUGUCAGUGCUUAUGGAAAUGUGGGCUUCUCCAUGGGCUACAGCUGCAGCAGACAGAUCAACCCUGACGAGCUGUGCACUGACAGAUGGACCGGCUUUGUUGGAAGAUGGAGCGAUUCUGGCAAACUCAUUCUUAUUCUGGUGAUGCUCUUCGGGAGGCUGAAGAAGUUCAGCAUGAAAGGAGGGAAGGCCUGGAAGCUUAGUUAGAUGCAGGACCUGUGGUGGCGUGUUGUGACCAUUGCACGCGCCCGUGGGCUCCAAAAUAGAAGAAUUGUUUGCGGACACGGCGUUCUUGCACUCGCGAGUAUAUGCUUCUGAUUUUUGAAAUGCA